AUGUCCUCCGUCGAGCCCGUGCGGCCGUUGCCCUCGGUGUCGCCCGGCAUCCAGAGGCGGCACACCCUCCCCGCCAGCGAAGUCAGACCGCUCAACGCGCAGGAUGCCAUCAGCGUCUUUGAGAUCGAGCGAGAAGCGUUCAUCUCGGUGUCAGGCGAGUGUCCGCUGCACCUGGACGAGGUGCGUCACUUCCUCACUCUGUGUCCGGAAUUUUCCAUGGGUUGGUUCGAGGAAGGCCGGCUGGUGGCCUUCAUCAUCGGAUCGCUGUGGGACCGCGACCGCCUCGCCACCGAGGCCCUGACGCUACACAAGCCACGCGGCUCCACCGUGCACAUCCACGUGCUGGCGGUCCAUCGCACCUUCCGGCAGCAGGGCAAAGGUCCGAUCCUGAUGUGGCGCUACCUGCAGUACCUGCGCUGCCUGCCCAGCGUGCGGCGGGCCGUGCUCAUGUGCGAGGACUUCCUGGUCUCCUUCUACCGCAAGAUGGGCUUCAAGGUGCUGGGCCGCUGCGCCAUCACCGUGGGGGCCUUGACCUUCACGGAGAUGUGGUACCCCAUCAGCGGCCACGCUUACAUGAGGCGGAACAGCGAGGCCAUCCGCUUCCCAAACGCCCCCCUGACUGUGCCGGCUGCCCAGACCGACCAGCACGUGGACGUAUGA
This is a messenger RNA of Syngnathoides biaculeatus (alligator pipefish), 660 nucleotides long. Its product is annotated as serotonin N-acetyltransferase-like. Gene Ontology annotation, biological process: response to light stimulus; circadian rhythm. Lineage: Eukaryota; Metazoa; Chordata; Actinopteri; Syngnathiformes; Syngnathidae. The record is from RefSeq and is a predicted model, not a curated record. The transcript has 3 exons. Gene Ontology annotation, cellular component: cytoplasm. Bases 1 to 660 code for a protein of 219 amino acids. Gene Ontology annotation, molecular function: aralkylamine N-acetyltransferase activity.